Messenger RNA from Oryza brachyantha (malo sina), 869 nucleotides. RefSeq lists its product as uncharacterized. Bases 1 to 867 code for a protein of 288 amino acids. NCBI's taxonomy places the organism in Eukaryota, Viridiplantae, Streptophyta, Magnoliopsida, Poales, Poaceae. The record is from RefSeq and is a predicted model, not a curated record. The transcript is spliced from 2 exons.
AUGCGUGCCGGGGAGGAUCGCGGUGGCGGGCAGGAGGAGGAGGAGGGUGGUGGUGCAGGUUGCUGCUCGUGCCUGCCGUUCUGCAGCCUGAGCCUGUGGGGCCUCGGGAAGAAGCGGCGGCGGCGGCGACGGCGGCCGUCGCCGCGAAGGUUGUUCAGGCUAAGGCUCCGGCUGUCGUGGUUCUCCUGGCCAUGGUGGCCGCGGAAGAACGGCGGGAAGAAGACGAAGACGAAAGGGAACGGGACGAUGAAGAGUCGUCGUCGGAUGCUGCUGCUGCUCUCGCCGUCGCCGUCGCCGCCGCCGUCCAAGAAAGCGCUCGCCACGUCUGUCUCCUCCUCAGCCGGCAGCUUACUGCUCCCCAAGGUGGGCAGCUUCGCCGACGGCAAGAAGCAGCGGGGCGGGAGCAAGUCGUCGCCACGGCCGACGGCGCCGCCGCCGCCGCCUGCGCGGCCGGAGACGGAGGGCAGCUGGCAACCGUGCCGGAGGCCGGCGCCGCCCGACGAGGUGACCGGCGUGAGGAGAGCCCCUUCGAGGAGGCACGGCUCGUUCCGUCGCGACGGCGGAGGCGGCGGCGGCGGGGUGCUGUUGACGAUGGCGACCACGCUGGGAGUGAUCGUCUUCUUCGGCCGCGCCACCGCGGUGGCCUUCCUCUGCUCGUGCCUGUACGGCGCGCGGUUCGUCCGGGCGCAGGUCGCCGGCGCCGCUGCCAAGGGCAAAGGCGGCGGCGGCGCCACCGGCGGCAGCGAAAGGUUCGGCGAGCGGAAGGCGGCGGCGGCGGAGCCGUGCACGGAGGAGCUCAAGAAGAAGGUGGUGAUGGAAGGGUUGCUCGAAAGAGGCGGCAAGAGGUUUUCCUCCCGGCUUUUGUAAAU